CGCCUGUGACUGACAGGCAGUGGCUGAGGCGCUGAGGAGACGGCGACGAGGGCGACGAGGAAGGUUCUCUUUUCCCCUCACGCGCCGUCGACGCCGUUUACGCCUCGCCUUAGGCGGGGUCCCCGGCUUCCCCCACCGAUGACGGCGGCAAACUGCGAAAGCGGCGCCAACGACGAGCUCGACUUCAGGCUCAUCUUCGGGGAGGAGGACGGCGGGCGGCAGCAACAGCAGCCGGGGCCGCCUCCCACCACCACCACGCCGCUUGGGCCUACCUCAGCAGCAGCAGCAGAUUUUGAACCUGACAAUUGUGCAUCUGUGUGCAUCUUCAAUGUAGACCACUCAUCAUCUGUAAACCAUCCUAUUUGUAUCCCCUGUCAUGGAUUUCAGUCACAUUCUUCUCCUUUGUCUUCUCCUAAUAGACUGCAAGGUCAUAAAAGCUACGAAGGAAGCAGUCCACUAGGUGGUCCUAAGCCUUUUGAAUGUCCUAGUAUUCAAAUUACUUCUAUUUCUCCUAAUUGUCAUCAAGGAAUAGAAAACAGUGAAAAUGAGAUGCACACAAAUGGCCCUCAAAAUGAAUAUAUGGAAAGGCCUUCAAGGGACCACUUGUAUCUUCCUCUUGAGCCAUCUUACCGGGAAUCCUCCCUUAGCCCAAGUCCUGCUAGCAGCAUUUCGUCUCGGAGCUGGUUCUCAGAUGCCUCCUCUUGCGAAUCAAUCUCUCAUAUUUAUGAUGAUGUGGAUUCAGAACUGAAUGAAGCUGCUGCUCGAUUUACCCUUGGCUCACCAUUGGCAUCUCCUGGAGGUUCUCCAAGGGGCUGUCCAGUGGAUGAACCUUGGCAACCAUGUUAUGGAUAUGGACAGGUCUUAUCACCUAGGCAAUCCCCGUGUCAUUCUCCUAGGACUAGUAUCACAGAUGAAAAUUGGCUUAGCCCCAGGCCAACUUCAAGACCAUCCUCAAGGCCUACCUCACCAUGUGGGAAACGGCGACAUUCUAGUGCUGAGAUCUGUUACAUUGGCUCCCUUUCUCCUCAUCAUUCUCCAACCCCAUCACCAGGACACUCUCCUAGGGGAAGUAUAACAGAAGACACGUGGCUAAAUUCUUCUCUCCAUGGUUUGACUCCUGGCCUCUCACCUUUCCAAUGUUGUGCAGAGACUGACAUCCCUCUUAAAACAAGAAAGACCUCUGAUGACCAGACUGCCAUUUUAUCAGGGAAAAUAGACCUUUGUUCUGAAGAACAGGGCAGUUUAUCACCAUCCCUCGAAACUGCCAUAGAUGAUAGCUCUGGAUCCCAGCAUACAUUAAAAAAAGACCUGUCUGGUGACCAAUUUCUUUCUGUUCCAUCACACUUUACUUGGAAUAAACCAAAGCCUGGCCAUACCCCUAUUUUUCGCACAUCCUCGUUGCCUCCCCUAGACUGGCCUUUGCCUACUCAAUAUGGACAGUGUGAAUUGAAAAUAGAAGUCCAACCAAAAACACACCAUAGAGCACAUUAUGAAACAGAAGGCAGUAGAGGGGCCGUAAAAGCAUCCACUGGUGGGCAUCCCGUAGUGAAGCUCUUGGGUUACAGUGAAAAACCAGUAAACCUACAGAUGUUCAUUGGAACAGCGGAUGAUCGUUAUUUACGACCUCAUGCCUUUUACCAGGUGCACAGGAUCACAGGAAAAACAGUUGCUACUGCUAGUCAAGAAAUAAUAAUUACUAGCACAAAGGUUUUGGAAAUUCCACUUCUUCCUGAAAAUAAUAUGACAGCCAGUAUUGAUUGUGCAGGUAUUUUGAAGCUUCGCAAUUCAGACAUAGAACUUCGUAAAGGGGAGACGGAUAUUGGAAGAAAAAACACCAGAGUGCGGCUUGUAUUUCGAGUGCACAUUCCCCAGCCUAGCGGAAAGGUCUUGUCUCUUCAAGUUGCAUCAAUACCUGUUGAAUGCUCCCAGAGAUCAGCCCAAGAACUUCCUCAGAUUGAGAAAUACAGCAUCAAUAGUUGCUCAGUAAAUGGAGGCCACGAACUGGUUAUAAGUGGAUCUAACUUCCUUCCAGAAUCAAAAGUUAUUUUUCUUGAAAAGGGGCAAGAUGGACGGCCCCAGUGGGAAGUGGAAGGAAAAAUAAUUAGGGAGAGGAGUCAAGAGGCUACAAUUGCUCUUGAAGUUCCUCCGUAUCACAACAAAUCAAUUUCAGCUGCUGUCCAGGUGCAGUUUUAUGUUUGCAACGGCAAGAGGAAAAAAAGCCAGUCUCAGCGUUUUACAUACACUCCAGUUGUACUGAAGCAAGAAAACAGAGAUGAAAUGGAUUUGUCUUCGAUUCCAUCCCUGUCCCUGACUCAUUGCCCAGGUGUUAAAGGACUCUCUUCUCUCCAAACUCAGCUGCCUUCCCCCGAUCCAGGGCUCUCACAUGAGACUUUACUUUCGACUUCACCCAGGAGCCUUGUAUGCCCUGCUCAGCAGACAUACACCCCCAUGGUGUCCUCAGCAGUGUCCCAGUUGUCACACAUUCAGGGUAGAAGUAUCAGUCCAGGCGAAGAGCAUUCUGUUUUGUCCCCAGCUGUAGUUCACCAGUCGUUUCAGGUCACGGCAACCCCUUCUACGAGGCCUUCCUACCAGCCUAUGCAAUCUAAUGUUAUAUACAAUGGACAGCCUGGUCUUCCUAUGAACUCUUCCUCCUCCAACCAAGGAUAUGAUGCAAUUCCAUUUCAGCAAGAUGCGACUGUAUCUCCAUUGAUGAACCUUAGCUGCCAAUCUCUGCCACCAAUGCCGUAUCAUUCUUCAGGGUCUGUGUCAACGUCGGCUGCAUCAGGAGGGCAUCCUUCAGCCCAGUCCAGACAGCCCUCACCCCAACUGCAACCUGUGGGGUACCAUUGUCCAAACUCUCAGCAAGGCUCAGUCUCUUCUGCAAUGACUCCGUCCCUUGGGCACCCUUCCGCACAGUUGCAGCAGGUCACUUACAGUGCUUCAAACCAAGGUAAUACUCCAUCACCAUCACCAAAAUCUUCUCAUUCUUUGGUCCAUUCACCACGGUCUGGGCCAUCUUCACCACAGUUGCAACCCAUGCCUUACCAGACUCCUAGCUCAGGACCUGCCUCACCUCCUCCUCCUCCAAAUGCUGUUGGUCACUCUGGACAGCAGUCCCCACAGCCACAUAGCCCAGAUUUGGGAGGAAUUGCCGCAGCAUCAUCUUUAAUUCACCAUCCCAUUUGUGAUACAUCUCCAUUUUCAUCAGAGGGGUCAGCUGUUAACGUUAAGCCUGAACCAGAGGAUCAGGAGUUGAAUUUUCAGACAAUGGGGCUGCAAGACAUCACUCUAGAUGAUGUGAAUGAAAUCAUAGGACGAGACAUGUCUCAGAUCUCUGUGUCCCAUGGGGCAGGAACGAGCAUCCACUCUCCGCAUAUGUGCUCUGCAUCUUUGGAGGCAGGAAUAUCGGAUGGAGUUCAGUAGCAAUUUACACUUAUGAACUAAGCAAUCCAGAAAACUUCGCACUUUUCCUCUGCAAAUGCUUCGUCUCCUUCUUAGAAUUACUGUGCUUCCGAUUUUGUGGCCUUGAUGACGUAGAACAUGGAUCCUUGCAGAGCCGUUCUGGGGGAUUUGAGUGGCGGAUUUGGUUUAUGCUUCUCUCUUAGGGAUGGAACAAUUUAAUUCUACCUUUUUAGGAUGCUGUAAAAUAAUUUUGUAAAAAUGGACAUGAGACACAAGAUACUUUAUCCUUCAGGAGAAAUACCAAUGAGCUUUUUUUUGUUUUGUGCAUUUAAUAGAAUUAUUUUAUAUUAAUUGCUUAAUUGUAUGGAGAAACAUAGUUUUGCUCUCAAUAUGCACAGUACUGAAUGUGGGUUUUUUUAAAAAAAAAUACACAUCUUAUAUGCUGCUUUCCCUUAGGAGUGAUAUUAGGAUUGUAAUAUAAAUUUAUAUACGGGGGUGGGGGGAGUAUUUUUGAAGAGCCUUUUAAGCUUAUAGGAUUUGAAAGAGAACUUUUUAAUAAUGAAAUAUUUCAGAGGCUCAAAAGUACUUGUCAUCUUAAGCCAAUGCCUUUGGAAGUCUUGUUGUAUGAAAGGUGAUGCGCAUUUUCUUUGGAUUUUUUUAGGAAGCAAAGCCAAAUGUAAAUCUGUGUUCUUUAUACACUGAAAAUCUUUGGUAGGCUGCAAAGAGACCAUUCCGUUGUGGAAGUAUUAGGAUAAAAGAAUGACAUUCCGAAGUCUAACGUUUGUAACUUUAUAGCCCUUACCAGUUCAGGCCCCUACUGACAAAAAAAUACUUUUACUUGUUUGGGACAGUUUCUACAAAUGCACAUUUUUAAAGAGACAAUUAAGAUUUUUGGAUUUUUUUUAAAAGCCAUAAUCUCGAUGCAAGGGUUUCCCCCACUGUUUUGAAAUCCCUCAGGUAGGGUUUUUCACUCAGUCUGUGUUGUUUCAUGUUAGAUUGAUUAUUUCUCUCUUGUGACUCAGAUGUGUUUCUUAGCAUAUUUUUGAUGACAUUGUGAUGCUCCUGUUCAUUGGGAAUAAUCAUAUGGCUCUCUAGAUACAGUAGAGUCUCGCUUAUCCAACCUUCACUUAUCCAAUGUUCUGCAUUAUCCAACGCAAUCUGCCUUUUAGUAGUCAAUGUUUUUGUAGUCAGUGCUUUCAAUAUAUUUCGAUGUUUUGGUUCUAAAUUUGUAAAUGCAGUCAUUACUACAUACCGUUACCAUGUACUGAAUUGCUUUUUCUGACAGUUCGUUAUAAAACAUGAUUUUUGGUGCUUAAUUUGUAAAAUUAUAACGUAAUUUGAUGUUUAAUAGGCUUUUCCUUAAUCCCUCCUUAUUAUCCAACAUUUUCACUUAUCCAAUGUUCUGCUGGCAUGUUUAUGUUGGAUAAGCGAGACUCUACUGUACGGUUGACCUGCAGCUGUCAGCAUUCUUCACAAUUGGUUUUGAUGACCGAAGAUUGCUAAGAGUCACAGAGUUCCUACUGUAUCUGAAGAAGUCAGAUGAACCCCACUGUCUAGUAAAGGGGUCAUGUAACAGACUCUGGUUAAACCAGAGAAAUCAAUUAUAGAUAUUGACAAAUUCUGAGUUCUCAUGCUAUGAAAGAUAGAGGCAACAUAUUGCAAUAGACAGUUUUCAGGGGCAGUGGCUGCCACAAACUCCUCUUGUUCAAGCACCAAGGGGACUUUCGUAUUUCCUCUCACAUUUCCUGUAGCCAAUGCUGUCAAGGAAUAACAGUCACAUCAUGUCUGUGGAGUCUCAGGCUCUUAAUUAGAAACAAAAAAGUUAAGUCUAGCACUCAAACUGCCGAGUGUCGCCACUCCAUAUUAAUAUUUUAUACAGUCACUUAGUCACUUAGAUGGGCCGUUCUAAUUUGGAACAUGCACGACUUCAUAUAAUCCCCACUUGAUUUCUGUUGGUCUGUGUUUAAAUAAUAUGUUUCCCUAAGAAACCUGACAAAUCAAGUGUAUUAAACUUUGGCUAACCAAACAGACUGGAAGACCCCAUUGGAAGAUCUUGGGAUGCCACCAGAUUCCAAAAAAGCUGUUUUUUAAAAAAAACUAACUUACAUUGCAAGAGAAGUCUUAAUUGUGUGUGAAAUGUUGAUGCUUCGUAAAGUUAUUAGCAGCAAGGUGGGUGUUUUGACUGUUAUAUAAUCACUGGUAGGCUUACAGAGGCUGUAACAUCUGUCCUGAAAACACUCCACUAAACUUGUCUAGGAAACCCCAUGAGCAUUAAGGAGUUUAUAGUAAUAGGGAGUCUACUUUAAGCCUCCUUUUGGUGAGGCAAACAUGAUCCAAAUGGCAGGAGUCGCAAACCAGAUUGGCCCCUUUGCACUUCUUGUAGCAUAAAAUAUUAAAGCACAUUUUAUUGGCUGUAGCAACAACAUAUGCCUCUUCUCCACAGCGAAGUUUAGAGUUAUGUUUUGAGUAUGGUUAACAUUCAAUAAAGCUUUUUAAAAAAGUUUUUUAAACUGUAUUUCAAGAGGAGGAAAGGAUGCUGUUCUCCUAAGUACUUUGACUGUGGCCAUUGUGUGGGUCUCCCAUUUGAAAGGUGUCCAAAAUGAUGUAGCGCUCCCCUUGCCUGCCCGAAUACUGUUUCUGCUUUGCUCCUGAGGGUUGUAGCUUUCUCACUUAUUUUGCAGUUACUAGAUUGCCAAGUAUACUACAUAUUAGAAAUCAGUGGGCAGUUCUGGCACUUGGAGAAAGUAGCUCCUCUAGCAUUUCUUUGCAAGUCAAUUUGUCUUCUGGUCACAGAUUUUUUAAAAGCAGAACGAAAUGUGGAUAGUUGCACUUGUAGCACUUCACGCCUUUUCAUGUGUUCUUUGUGAUGGUGGCGGUAUUACCGAUUUCUUGAUUGUGAUGGGUCUCCAGAAACCAAUGUUUUCAUUGUCCAGAGCUUUCUGUUUUAUGUGUAUGGUUCACUAGAGAUCAGGGGUGAGAAUCGGGCAUCCUUCCAUAUGAUAUUGAAUUGCAGCCCUCAACAUCCCUCUUUGUAGGCCAUGGCCUUCAGGGCUAAGGCGAGUUGUUCUGCAGUCAAGCAUGGAGUGAUGCUUGUGUCCCACCCCCUCCUUCUACGUAGUUUGGAUCGACGCUGUACAUAAAAUGGGGAAACUCAAAAAUCCCACGUUGCUAUGCACUAAGUGCGCAGUCCGCCCUGCACUGCUGCGGCAUUUCAGCCUUUCUUUGAGCAAGGUUUGUUGAAAGAUCUGAAGAUCCCGCAGUGGUGGAGUUAGUGGGUUGUUCACAGAACCUUCUGAUGCCUUUGAAUACCUUGAUGCCUGUAGAUGUAGCGAUGCUUUCCUAUUUAAAUUGAAAAAUGUAGACUUUGGGUACUAAAAAUUGUUGUAUUUGCCUUGUAAAAGCUUCAGUACGAGGGUCUUAAUUUUAUCCUUUUUUGCUUGUGUGAUACAGUAGUUAAGACUGUUAAUUUUGUGUAUUGUAGUGGAUAUAAAAGCACACAAUCCCCAUUGGACUAUGCAAUUUACAAUUUUCAGCAGCCAGUGACUAGCAUUUACCUUACUAGUCUCUUCUGCCUCCAAAUCUACAGUUGCUUUCUGUGAUUGUGUCCAUUUUUAAUAAAAAUAAAUAAAUUGCAGAAGGCAUUAAUUAACUCUUUUAUAGAAAGAAUAGAAGCUUUUGUAAAUCAAGUGAGGAGGCAGCGUGAAUGGCCCAUUUGAGAUGGGCUGUAAAAGUGGUCUUAGUUUUACCAGAGUUUGACCACAAUCUGGCACUCACUGUAAUAAACCCUUCAUCAGAAAAAUGGAACUGCCAUCCUUUAAUAAACCAAAGAUUAAAGAAAUUCAUUGACAAAAUUUUGUUCGGAUGCAAACAAAUCUUGGGAAGCUCUAUUUUUGAUACACACAGAAUGAAUGUCAUUCCUUGAGGUUUGGAGAUUGUUCAGAUUGACAUUUUAUAUUUAACCAUGUGGGACAAUAAUGAUUUUAAGACUAAAAAGGUUACAUUCUAGAUGUUUACAGAGCCUUGUAUUGUAAUUUCAUGUACAUUUGUGUAUUAAACAUUUUGUAAGUUAUGAUUGCAGUGCUCCAAGCAGAAAAACAAAGGGAAACAUGCAUUUUAGGCUCUUGAAUCAUAGUGUUGAAAUAAAGGAGAAAAUGCAUAAAAGUGUAGGAGUCAUCACUCUGCAGUGGUUUGCAUGUCACCGUAAGUAAAAUUCUCUAUAAUUCUGGUUCAUGAUGAACAUUGGUGUGUCUGAGCUGGAACUGGAGGCCUUUCCAGGAUUUACUGAGACUGUGUUAAUAUUAAAAAUGUGACAUAUAUCAGUGCUAUAGGAAAUGUUUAUUGGAAGUGCCUCAAAUGCAACACAAGGCCCACAACAGAAGAAAGCAUCAUAACUCAUAUAAAGUAGAGGCAAAGGGAGCUGCUUUGUGCACACAUGACCCAUCUUUCAUCAUGAAAUAUUUAAGGACAGUAUAAGCUAGUAGACAAGGAAAAGGUUUGCUCUCUGUCUUCCCAAUUGCCUUUGAAUACUUGAAGGGUCAAGUUAAACUAUUUAGCAAUGCCUCUUGUUUGCUUUCAAGGUGUUUCUGACUUACAGUGGCUCUAUGGCAAAUGUAUCAUAAGGUGUUCUUAGCAGGAUUUGUUCUGAGGGGUUUGCUAUUGCUCCCCUCUAAGGCCACGUGUGUGUGUUUCCAUGGCCGAUGGGCAUUCAGAUCUUGGUCUCCAGGAGUCUUAAUGCAAUACUCAAGCCACUCCACCAUAAUGACUUGGAUGACUUCAAAACCAUACAUGAGUUUGCAGACUGCAUCAGUAGGAGUGUAGUGUCUAGACUGAGGGAAAUCCUAGUCCCAUUCUCUUCUAGACAUCACCUGGAAUAUUAUUUCUAGUUCUGGGCAACAGAAUUCAAGGAGGAUAUUGACAGGGUGUCCAGAGAAGGGUAACCAAAAUAGUCAAAAGGUUGAAGCCAAGCCCAAUAAGGAACAGCUUUGGGAGCUGUGUAUGUUUCGCUUGGAAAAGAAGGUUGAGCGGGGACAUGUUAAAUCUUGGGAAUUUUUAAGAGUACGUUUACUAGGUUUCCUUUAUUGCAAGAGAUGUCCCUUAUUUGAACAUCAGAAACCUCAUCCUAUAUAAGACUGGCAGAUGUCUCUUAUUAUUUGAGGUUUGGAAACUGUUUCCUUUCAUUGAGACUGAAUAAGAUGUCACAAAAAUCCCAUUGGGUUUCCAUGGCUGAGCAGAGAUUUGAACCCUGGUAUCUCAAAGUCUGAACAGUCAAACAAUUGCACCAUAUUACUGGACCCACUGGAGACACACUAAUGCCUGGGCAUGGUGCUGGAAAAGGGUUUUAGAGUCCAUUUGCCUGGUGGUGAGGUCCAGAUUCAUUGGAUGGUGCAUAUAGUUUUGAUCUUUUCCAUUGCUUGAUCUCUUCCACUGCAGAAAUAGCUCAGCACACAACAAGAGGUACAAAUAACUCAGUUUUGUUCUUGAUUCAUUUCUCCAUCUGAGUGGGCAGAGGCAAACCAAGCUGCUGCAUUUAAGUGUGACAGUAAACCGUAGGAAGGAAUUCUGUUGCUUGAGGAUAAUAUUUUCCCCAGGACAUCCAAGCCCACAAAUAAUAAAACCACUCCUAAAAUAGAGGAUCUCAAUUGAGUCUUGAUUUGAAGCAACGUGGGAGGAGGUAGGGGCUUUGGGUGACUUUUCCCAAACCAGAAACCUGGAAAGCCUAGCAAUGGGUUCGAUGGACUUCCUAGACCGUCUCCAGCUGGCCAUUUUAUGAUAAAUACAUGAAAUAAAUGGGGUUUGCAGAGGUUGGUCAGGAUACAGAAACUUACUAGGAUUCAGUCCUACUAAAGCAGAAUUCCAAAAGUUAUUUGACAUGCCCUUUCGAUGUUUUGUAUCUGAGUUGUUUUCAUGAAACCAGGGGCAAACUAUUCAGAGUUGGUUCAUUCCAUAGGGGCUUCUCUCUGGUGCGCUUUUAGUUAUCCUUUCCCAUGAGCUGCAUCUAAUAAUCAGAGGCAAGGUUUAACUACAAUAUGUCGAAGUUGCCCCUGACUUUCAAGCCUGGGCUAAUGAUACAUGCUAAAGCCUAGGGAUUUUGUAUAUAUCUGUGGUUUUCUCAUGGCGUAAUUACAACCAAGCCAAGUAUUUCACAUGGACGCAGUGGUGUCUGAGGCAUUCUAAAUAUAGUUGCAAAGUCUUGAACCCUGCUCCAUGUUUUUGCCUCACUGUAACUAGAGUGCAAUACCAGGAUCACGGAUCAGUUGGCUCGCUUGUUUGGUUUGGAUGUUUCCUUUUUGUGGAAGCAGCUGAACUGAUGGAGCUCUCUGUAUGUGUGUGAAUUCAAUGUAUGUGAUGUGUUCCCCGCCUGCCUCUCACAGCAACUGUGUCAUGGUGGGCCAUUGACUAUAAAUUAUUCUGGGGUGUCAGCAGCACCUUUAAGACGAAGGGCGCUAUGACAGGGAGGCAUUUGCCCUUUGCAGUUCAGAUUUUGCACACACAGAUUUUGCACACUCUGCACACACAGAAGUAUUUCAGACCACUUUGUACAUGUGUAUACACAGGGGCGGUUCAACCGUGAGGCAAACUAGGCAGUUGCCUGUGGCACCAUCCUGUAGGGAGAAAGAGCUCUUGUCUGUUUGAGGCUAGUGUGAAUGUUGCAAUUGGCCAGCUUGAUUAGCAUUUAAUGGCCUUGCAGAUUCAAAGCCUGGCUGUUUCCUCCCUGUGGGCAUCCUUGGUUGGGAGGUGUUAGCUGGCCCUGAUUGUUUCCUGUCUGGAUUUCCCCUGUUUUCAGAGUGUUGUUCUUUAUUUAGGCUUUUCCUUAAUCCCUCCUUAUUACCCAACAUUUUUGCUUAUCCAAUGCUUUUAUUUUUCAGUGAUUGGUUUUGGGGGGGGGGGGGCACCAAAAUUCUGUUCCUCUAUACUUGAAAAUUACCUUGGACCCGGCUCUGUGUAUACAUUUCUGUGGCCAUUGUGGAGGUUAGAAUCAUAAGAGUUGGAAUAGACUACAUUGGCCAUCCAGUCCAGUCACCUUCUACCAGGCAGCAAAAGCACAAUCAAAGCUCCCCCAACAGAUGGACAUCCAGUUUCUGUUUAAGAAUCUCCAAGGAAGGAGCUUCCAUCAAAUUCUGAGAAUGCUAGGAAGGUUAUCAUAUUCAAGUCCUAGAGCCAGCAAAGCAAAAUCUUGGGCCAUGUAGCUCUUCAAAAAGGAUGCCCUUGUUGCUAUCUUUUCCAUCAAAAUAUGCUGUGCACUUUCUUUUACCUGUGCAAUUCCUGUCCUCUUUUUUUCUCCUACAGUGCAGUCUGUUCCACUUGGCAUCUUUUCAAAGGCAAAGGAGCUGAUAUAGAUGAGCUCUUGGCAUCCAAGGAGAAACCAGGAAUAACAAAUCCACCACCUGCUUUGCUGGACAGGGACUUUCCCGAUCCUUUUGGCAUAGAAAGACCUCUGAAGACACUUGGUAAGCAAAACAGAGGCAUAUGGCAAGCAGGAGCAGAAACAGUGAGGCUUCGACGGGGACAAUGUUGAAAGGAGAGGGCUUCGGCCAACUGGCCAGGACCGGCUGAUGGUUUCUCCUUUCUGAAUUGGUUCCUAUUUCUCAAGUCCUGCGAAUCAAGUGGCUUAGAAUUUUUUUCAAAGAUUUAAAAUAUAAUGAAGUACAAUAUUAAUACACUAUAUUGCUAUAGUAAAUAAUAAUAUAUGUAUUAUAAUAAAAUGGCUUGUCAGUUGAAUGUCUCAUAAUGGUUACCUAUAAAUAUGUACAACGUGGCACCAUUGUUACAACUCCACCUCCAGCCACAAAGAGACGAGAAUAUAUAUUUUUAAAAAGUGGAUAUGGCUCUCAAUGAGACAUGCCAUAUUAUCCCAGGAUGUCUAUGCCCCACACCACUGGAGAAAUGCCGCUUGUCUCCUCAACCACUUGUUUCCAACAAUGGGGGCGUGGCUGGCAACGCAGCGUUUUGGAGACGAUGCGCAGCUGCGGCAAGGGGUGACCAGCUGGUUGAGGACGCAAGCGGCAGAGUUUUGUGGGGGAGGAGUUGCCAAGCUCAUCCAUUGCUAUGAUAAGUGCCUAGAUUUGAAUGGCGACUAGGUUGAGAAGUGGUAUUUGGGUGUGGCUUUCAACUGCAUAUGGUAAAUGUUUCCUCCUAUACUUUUUGAGGACGCAAGCGGCAGAGUUUUGUGGGGAAGGAGUUGCAAAGCUCAUUCAUUGCUGUGAUAAGUGCCUAGAUUUGAAUGGCGACUAUGUUUAGAAGUGGUAUUUGGAUGUGGCUUUCAACUGCACAUGGUAAAUGUUUUAUCCUAUACUUUGUUCAUUUUUAAUUCCUAAACUUUAUUUGUGCUCUUAAAUACAUUAUAAAUGUACUCUGUUUGCUUCUGACAUGAUAAAAUUAGAUCAUUAUUGUUACUUGUAUUAGGUUUUGCACCCUUCUUUAUUCUCUUGGAUGCCAUAAGUCAGACAGAGCCAAAUAAUGUCAUUCUCACUACAGGAACUCGGUGCUCUGGAAGUGAAAUAAAUCUCAUUGCUUUAAGACCAAAUGUGGGAAUCAUUUCCCUUCUCACUGCACUGAGAAAGGGUCUCUUGGUCCCCGGACCUCCUCUUUGCCCCAUUAAAGGCAGGCGUUGGCCUGGCCUUCGACUUCAUUAAAGAGCUAUUAAAAGUCAGCGAGGGGCCGCCUUGGUCCUCUGCGUCCUCCCUUGACACCUCUCCGCUCCCGCCUGCCAGCAACAUCCAUUAAAUGGCUAUUUCAGGUAGGGAGCCAGAGGCACCAUUUAUACAUUUCCAAGCAUGCCAUACAGGGCUGCCCCCCUUCCUUUCUCUACAUGCAUUAGGACAAAUGGUGCCCACAAUAAAAUAAAAUGCCAGGGCACUCAAAACCUCGCCAAAGAUCCCCUGCUUGCAGUGCUAUAAAGAGUGCAUUAUGUGCCUGUGGUUGGCAGAGUGAGAGAAAGGCUCGAUAGAUUAGGAAAGAUUUGAUCAGGGUGGGAGUGGGAGGUGAAUGGAGGACAUUAUUGGAAUCAUUGAAUUUUCUUUUUAAAAAGUAUGUAUCCAAAUGCCUAUCUUUUUUGUUUCUCUGUCUCCCCAAACUGCAAAUCUCAGGAUGCCGUAGCUCUGAAUCAUGGCAAUUUGAGUGGUGUCAAAUCUAUAUUACGAGUUGCAUAGUGUCAGUGCACCCUUAGUAUACCUAACUAGAGAACUUACAGCAUAUUUUCUGAAUAUGUCAAAUUCUACAUACAAAGGCUACAUUUCGUCAGUUUCCCUUGGGCACGAUUGCUGCUGGCAUCUUACAUAUGUGUAAUUUCCUGUUUGGACUUUAUUGUUGCUUUGAUGUGGAUUGUCUACAUUUAGUUCAAGCAGAGUUGCGGACAUCGUGCAUGGAGAACACAGGCAUUGCCAUUUGAUCCAGGUUGCCUAUCACAGUUGAUACCACAUGCCGAUAUUGGCACAACAUAACCAAUAAUAAUAAUAAUAUUAAUAAUAAUAAUAAUAAUAGUGCAGUUUUUUGGCAUUGUAUAUUUCUGCCGCUUCUAUGACUGUUCAUUUGUAUUUUGAUUCCGUAGCCCACUUGUCGAUGGAGGUCCAGUAUCAGCAGCAUCCACCGCGGUCCUUUUUAUCCUGAGCGACGACCGAGCCAGUAUAGACUUCGUUUUGGUUUGAUUCUCCAUAAUGUUAAUGGGUUAGGUGCUCUUAGUUCCACUCCUCAACUGAGACCUCUCUGGCUUGGUUGGACCUGCCGGUAGUUACACUACCACCCAGCACAGCUCUCAGCAUCCUUGGAGCAGUUAAGCCCCCCCAGGAGCAAGCGAUCGGAACAAAUGCAAUUAAGGCCAAGAUCGAAAAAUCAGCUGAUGACCCAAAAUGCAGACUGUGCAAGGCAGCUGACGAAACUAUUGAUCAUAUCCUCAGCUGUUGUAAGAAAAUCGCACAGACUGACUACAAACAGAGGCACAACUAUGUGACUCAAAUGAUUCAUUGAAACUUACGUCACAAGUACCACCUGCCAGCUGUAAAGAACUGGUGGGAUCACAAACCUGCAAAAGUAUUGGAAAAUGAGCAUGCAAAGAUACUAUGGGACUUUCAAAUCCAGACUGUUAAAAGUUUUGGACCACAACACACCAGACAUCACAGUUGUGGAAAAGAAAAAAGUUUGGAUUAUUGAUGUCGCCCAUACCAGGUGACAGUCGGAUUGACGAAAAACAACAGGAGAAACUCAGCCAUUAUCACGAUCUCAAGAUCGAACUGGCACAAACCAGUGCAGGUGGUCCCGGUGGUGAUGGGCACACUGGGUGCCGUGCCAAAAGAUCUCAGCUGGCAUUUGGAAACAAACAUUGACAAAAUUUCGAUCUGCCAACUGCAAAAGGCCACCCUACUGGGUUCUGUGCGCAUCAUCCGAAAAUACAUCACACAGUCCUAAACGCUUGGGAAGUGUUUGACUUGUGAUUUUGUGAUACGAAAUCCAGCAUAUAGAUCUCGUUUUCUGUGUCAUACUAUGUUUUUGUGUCAAUAAUAAUAAUAAUAAUAAUAAUAAUAAUAUAUAUAUACUGCCCUAUCUCCCCAAGAGGACUCAGGGAGGUUGACAACAUAAAGCAAAAUAUUCAAUUGCCAAAAGACCAUACAACAAAGUUAAACAUAAUAAAAAUAAUAAAACAAAAAGAUACAAUUCUACUAAAACAACCACAAAAAUCCAAAUCCAAUUUCAAUAUGCUCCAUCGACGGGUUCAAAACACCAGUGACCAGAGCUUCAGAAUGGAUGGACAUGGCCAAUUAUGAAGUGCUAGGCAAAGACUAGGUAAAGGUAAAGGUUUCCCUUGACAAAAAACAACAACUAUACUUUGCCCAAAUGUUGAAUUUUUGCAUAUGAAGGUAGUUAUUGGUCACGACAGGACGUCAGGGGAAAACCUCUACCUUUUUACCUUUAUAGUUUUUUCAAAGCUAAGUGAAGGAAUAGCAAUAAAAGUGAGGUUUAUUUCUUCUAUUUCUGAUUUAAAUGUGAAGGAUGCCACCUACUGGAGGGCAAGGAUUAGUGCAUGCAUGUGUUGUCGAAGGAUUUCAUGGCCAGAAUCACUGGGUUGCUGUGAGUUUUCCGGGCUGUAUGUGGCAAAGUGUGCUAAAGCGCUGAGCUGCUGAACUUGCAGACCGAAAGGUGCCAGGUUCAAAUCCCGGGAGCGGAGUGAGCGCCCGCUGUUGCUCCAGCUUCUGCCAACCUAGCAGUUCGAAAACAUGCCAAUGUGAGUAGAUCAAUAGGUACUGCUCCGGCGGGAAGGUAACGGCACUCCAUGCAGUCAUGCCAGCCACAUGACCUUGGAGGUGUCUACGGACAACGCUGGCUCUUUGGCUUAGAAAUGGAGAUGAGCACCAACCCCCAGAGUCGGUCACGACUGGACUUAACGUCAGGGGAAAACCUUUACCUUUUUAUGGCCAUGUUCAAGAAGCAUUCUCUCCAGACCUUUCACCCACAUCUAUGGCAGGCAUCCUCAGAGGUUGCGAGGUCUGUUGGAAACAAGGCAAGUGGGGUUUAUCUAUCUGAUUUGAACCUGGUACCUUUCAGUCUGCAAGUUCAGCAGCUCAACGCUUUAACGCAAGAGCAGAAUGUAAAUACUGUAAAUAAAUAAAUACAGAGGGAGAAUUUGUUGGGAACCCUUUGGGAUGUUUCCCCAUCUUGUACUCUUCCCAGGAAGAGUAUUUACAUAUUUGCUAUGUAAAUACACAUAUAAUGACAUGACACACACUGUGAUAGAAAGCGCCAGGCUGUGGCGCAGCUGGUUAGUAGCCAGCUGCAAUCAGUCACUACUGACCGAAAGGUCAUGGGAUCGAAACCAGGGUCGGAUUGAGCUCCCAACCAUUAAUAGCCUAGCUCGCUGCCCACCUAAGCAGCUCAAAAAACAGUUGCAUCUGUUGAGUAGAAAAUUCUAGGUACCACUUUAUGCGGGGAGGCUAAUGUAACUUAAUUCAUGACACCAUAAAAACUACCGGCAGUGUGCAGAAUGGAACGAGGAAGUACUUCAUCAAGGACUUAGUGUCACAGUGGACGAUGAAGUGGCAGCUCCCCCGUGGUCAGAAUCGAGCAUACCCUCAUGAAGCCGGAAGCUGGAAAAUGUUAAAUUACCUCUGUGACUGUCUAUAUGUUGUAUGUCUAAUGGCAUUGAAUGUUUGCCAUGUAUAUGUGCAUUGUAAUCCACCCUGAGUCCCCUUUGGGGUGAGAAGAGCGGAAUGUAAAUACUGUAAAUAAAUAAAUACAGAGGAAGAAUUUGUUGGGAACCCAUCUCUUCCUCUUCCCAGGAGUCUCAACUUCCAAGAUGUAGCUGGGUUAGUUCAGCACCCUGAGUAAAUUUCCUAUCUUGUAGGAGAGUUCUUUCAAUAAAGCUUAGCUUCUUUCAAACGAUUGGUGUGUUUGCUCCUUAAAUCAAGAUCUCUAACCACUGAAUGCAUUCUAACAGCCUUCAUGUUCUCACUGCAAGGCCCAUCACCGCACAACACAUUUCCCCCUUCUUGUGUCUUCCUGCAUGGCAGAAAGGGGUUGGACUGGAUGGCCCUUGGGGUUGUUGAAGUGGGAAUGAUUGUAUAUAGAGUUGUUUAAAUGUAAUUGAGUUAUAGUGUUGCAAUGUGAGCUGGAGAUUGCAUCAUGCACUGUCUGCUGUCCACUAUGCGAGUGUGUAAAGAGUUAACUGUGUAUUGCAUCAGACAGCAGAGGUGGUUAUAAAUAGCUCCUUGUGUUAUCUGUUCGCUCUCUGCCUCUCUGCACUCUGUAUAUAUCGUCUUGAGAGUUUUCCGUUUGUUAGUAAACUUUUUGUAGAUAGCCAAA
Messenger RNA from Anolis carolinensis (green anole), 16191 nucleotides. It is a transcript of the gene nfatc3, whose product is annotated as nuclear factor of activated T cells 3. The transcript has 10 exons. Gene Ontology annotation, biological process: regulation of transcription by RNA polymerase II; calcineurin-NFAT signaling cascade; cytokine production. Gene Ontology annotation, cellular component: transcription regulator complex. The record is from RefSeq and is a predicted model, not a curated record. Gene Ontology annotation, molecular function: transcription factor binding; DNA-binding transcription factor activity, RNA polymerase II-specific; RNA polymerase II cis-regulatory region sequence-specific DNA binding. The coding region runs from base 139 to 3423 and encodes 1094 amino acids. NCBI's taxonomy places the organism in Eukaryota, Metazoa, Chordata, Lepidosauria, Squamata, Anolidae.